Molecule: messenger RNA, 3635 nt
Organism: Ornithorhynchus anatinus (platypus)
Lineage: Eukaryota; Metazoa; Chordata; Mammalia; Monotremata; Ornithorhynchidae
Gene: WNT7A
Product: Wnt family member 7A
Exons: 4
Coding region: 612-1661 (349 amino acids)
Biological process (GO): canonical Wnt signaling pathway; positive regulation of JNK cascade; multicellular organism development
Cellular component (GO): extracellular region
Molecular function (GO): cytokine activity; frizzled binding
Source: RefSeq, a predicted model, not a curated record
AGAGAGAUAGUAACAUUGAACCAGAGGGGCUCGGGAGAGACGCGCAGCCCCAACGCUCUGAGUAAUCCCAGUACUCAGGGGGAUACGUGCGACAAGGAGAGAAAUCCAAGAUAGAAAGAGAGAGAGGGAGACAGACAGAGAGGGCCACGGAGAGAUAGAUACCUAGGGAGAGAAACCGGGAUAGAAAGAGGAAAGAGAGAAAAAGAGCGAGAGAGUGAGAGACCUAGAUAGAUCCAGAUAGACGGCAGACGCUUCAGAGCUUCAAAGAGUAGUCUUUCCAACCCAGAACAAACCGGAGACCUUCCCCAUCAUAGAGGCACGGGCUCUCUCUUCCCGCUCUCACCCCAUUGCCCCCCUGCUCUAGCCUUAGCCCCGGGAGCCCCUGUGCGGGAUAUGGUGAUUGCUUUGAUUGUCUCUUGGAAUUUACAAAGACUGCUCCGGGCUCCUGCUCAGUGUCCGACUCUUCCCGGCCCCAGAGGUCCCGCCUGCUGCGUUGCCGGGGGGCUCAGCCCCGUGCAGGGCGCCCCCGGCCCGAGCCCAAGCCUUAGCCUCGCAGCCCCCAGCCCCCUCCCACCCUGUGCAUGACAAGCUGAGCGCCGCCAGCGGGGAAUAUGAACCGGAAAACAAGGCGUUGGAUCUUCCACAUCUUCCUGAGCCUGGGAAUCGUCUAUAUCAAGAUUGGGGGCUUCUCCUCAGUGGUGGCUCUCGGGGCCAGUGUCAUUUGUAAUAAGAUCCCAGGGCUGGCUCCCAGACAGAGGGCAAUCUGUCAGAGCAGACCUGACGCUAUCAUCGUGAUCGGAGAAGGGUCUCAAAUGGGAAUCAACGAGUGUCAAUUUCAGUUCCGCAAUGGACGCUGGAACUGUUCUGCUCUGGGAGAGAGGACGGUCUUUGGAAAAGAGCUGAAAGUGGGGAGCCGGGAGGCGGCCUUCACCUAUGCCAUCAUCGCUGCGGGGGUUGCCCAUGCCAUCACGGCCGCCUGCACCCAGGGCAACCUGAGCGACUGCGGCUGUGACAAGGAGAAACAGGGGCAAUACCAUAAAGAAGAAGGCUGGAAGUGGGGUGGCUGCUCUGCAGAUAUCCGCUAUGGAAUAGGUUUCGCCAAGGUGUUCGUGGAUGCGAGGGAAAUUAAACAGAAUGCCAGGACGCUCAUGAACCUCCACAAUAAUGAGGCAGGACGGAAGAUCCUGGAGGAGAACAUGAAGCUGGAAUGCAAAUGCCAUGGAGUGUCAGGCUCCUGCACGACGAAGACCUGCUGGACGACACUCCCCAAGUUCCGGGAGCUAGGCUACAUCCUCAAGGACAAGUACAACGAAGCGGUGCACGUGGAGCCAGUGCGGGCCAGCCGCAACAAGCGCCCCACCUUCCUCAAGAUCAAGAAACCACUGUCCUACCGCAAGCCCAUGGACACGGACCUGGUGUACAUUGAGAAAUCACCCAACUACUGUGAGGAGGACCCCGUGACAGGCAGCGUGGGGACCCAGGGCCGGAUGUGCAACAAGACGGCCCUGCAGUCCAACGGCUGCGACCUGAUGUGCUGUGGCCGAGGGUACAACACGCACCAGUACUCACGGGUGUGGCAGUGCAACUGCAAGUUCCACUGGUGCUGCUAUGUGAAGUGUAACACGUGCAGUGAGAGAACAGAAGUGUACACCUGUAAGUGAACAGUGAGAAUGGGGUGGAAGGGAGAGGUGACCGCUACCUGCCCCUUCCUGCUGGGAAUGAAAAAAUAAAAUAAAUGAAUAACUUACAUUUGCACAUGAUCUGGACUGGCCUGAACGAGACUGUAGCAAAGAUCGGCCCUCUUCCGAAAGGAAAGGAUUCAUUCCCUAGCUCCUUCCCUCAGUACCAGAACUCCCGCUGAGAUGCUGUCAGACUAAGGAGAGUCAGAGAAUGCUGCCAAACCAGCCAAUGACAGCAGCAACUUGGAGGGAACCCCAACCACACAGAACAUGCCCACCCAGCCCCCACAGCCUGAUAAGUCCUCAAAUGUAGAUUUGCAGCUCUAAGAUGACAGCCCUGGGGAAAAAUGCCAGCUCAGUGCAAGGAUUGGAGCCGGGAAACUGCUGUCAGUUUGGAAGUACAGCCUUAGAUGGUUAAAUGCCCAGCUACUGUUCAAAGGAGGAAAACAAGGUUAAAAAACAAAACAAAACCCACUUCAGCUUUCAGAUGGUCUUUGCACAAGCUCGGCGAAAAUGCCUCUGUGUGAAUUCCUUCUUAAGGGUGUGGAUUACGUGGAUGAGUUUCUGCACUUGUGAACAACUUCCGGUGUCUCUCACCCAUUUUCAUUUCCACAGUUGACUUCCGCAAACAUCACUGCUGCUGUUUGGCCUCAGACACUGGUUUGUCUCCUUUGUUCAUGCUGCAGGUUUUUGCAGGGAUUUGGGACAUCUCAGCAUAAUAAUAGCAAUAUUUAACAAUUUAUUCAUAUAAAACUAAUAUUAAUUUAUUUAAUGAAAAGAACUCUACAUUCGGAACCAUUCUGCAAUUAAAGUAGAUGGCUGGCUUUCUUUGUGGAAUAAUUGUAUAGAUAUGGCAAGAAAAAAAAUGGGGCUGUAUAUAUUAUUCUUUACUCAGAUAUUUCUACUAGAUGUAUUUGCAGGAUAUUUCUUGCAGUACUAGUUGUUUAAUUACAAAAGCAGGCAUCUUUUAUAAAUAUAUAUAUAGAUAUAUUUUUUUUGCUGUUUGCUGCUAGUUGUCUGGAAAAUCUAACUGGGAAUGAUUUGGAUAAUUUUACUAAGACACACUUUUUUGUUUUGCAUUUAAACCCCAUUAUGAACAUCUAGUUUGGAACAUGGAUAGUUAACAAAAGAGAGCGAAAAAGCAAACCUCCAGACAAUUUCCAUCUUUUGGAAAAUGAACCAUAGGAUAAGAGAAUAUAUUUUGUAAGAGACUAUUUUUAUAUGGAUAUUUUAUUUAUACUACAUCUGCUUGUAUAUUCUAUAACCAUGCAUUCUUUUCAGAAUAACCACAAACAUCAUCAUUCCUUGGCUAUCUGAUGGAAAAUGACAGGUUGGCUCCCAAACCCCUCAGCAGCAUGUGGGCUCUGUUCAACUGUUUGGGAUGAACAUAUCAGAAACUCUUCAAGCCUUCUUCCAGGAGUGUGUUUACAAACUGUUCCUUGGGCUCUUCCCUAGCAGUUCCGAUUUGCAGAAUGUGCAAAACAAGGCCAGGGUGGGUAGCACUGGGCUGGUUGCUUGACCUGGCGACGCAAUGGGUAUUAACUGGUUGCUCAUUUAUCCCAUUCAGUAGAAAGGAGAAAAAACCCAACAACAAACAAAUCUGAAAAAGCUUCCCUCCUGUGCUAGUCAUUAAACUGUGGCAUUAUGAUUAGCAAAUGUGCUGUUUGUGCUGUCAUUUAAACCUUUAUAUUGUGUUACUGUCAAAUUUGAUUUUAUCAGUGGAGGAUAGUAGACUAUGAUUUUAAAAACCAGCAUGACACACAACAACUCAUUCUCCCAGCCAGGAUACAGAGAUUACACUUGACCUGAUCAAAAGGCUUUCACUGCCAUAUUCCAUCCCUAGGCCAAAAUAGAACUUUGGGGUUUUAAAAUGCAAACACUUCACGGUAUUUGUUAUGCGCUUUCUAUGCGUCAAGCACUUCUAAGCGCUGGGGUAGACAUGAGUCAGAUCGAAUA